AUGUUCAGACACUCUUCACUCGUCAACGGUAAACGUUCAGACUCUUCACUCGUCAACGGUAAACGUUCAGACUCUUCACUCGUCAACGGUAAACGUUCAGACUCUUCACUCGUCAACGGUAAACGUUCAGACUCUUCACUCGUCAACGGUAACGUUCAGACUCUUCACUCGUCAACGGUAAAUGUUCAGACUCUUCACUCGUCAACGGUAAACGUUCAGACUCUUCACUCGUCAACGGUAAAUGUUCAGACUCUUCACUCGUCAACGGUAAACGUUCAGACUCUUCACUCGUCAACGGUAAACGUUCAGACUCUUCACUCGUCAACGGUAAACGUUCAGACUCUUCACUCGUCAACGGUAAAACGUUCAGACUCUUCACUCGUCAACGGUAAACGUUCAGACUCUUCACUCGUCAACGGUAAACGUUCAGACUCUUCACUCGUCAACGGUAAACGUUCAGACUCUUCACUCGUCAACGGUAAACGUUCAGACUCUUCACUCGUCAACGACUCUUCACUCGUCAACGGUAAACGUUCAGACUCUUCAUCGUCAACGGUAAAUGUUCAGGACUCUUCACUCGUCAACGGUAAACGUUCAGACUCUUCACUCGUCAACGGUAAAUGUUCAGACUCUUCACUCGUCAACGGUAAAUGUUCAGACUCUUCACUCGUCAACGGUAAAUGUUCAGACUCUUCACUCGUCAACGGUAAACGUUCAGACUCUUCACUCGUCAACGGUAAAUGUUCAGACUCUUCACUCGUCAACGGUAAAUGUUCUACGCACAACGCUAAAGUUGAGAAACCGUUCGAAAACCUCUUGGCUCAUGGAAAAGUGUUCCUAUUUACAUUCACACCCGAACACUUCCAUAUUUGUGUCGACACGUCACAACAACGGGUCGACACGUCACAACAACGGGUCGACACGUCACAACAACUGUUCGACACGUCACAACAACGGGUCGACACGUCACAACAACGGGUCGACACGUCACAACAACGGGUCGACACGUCACAACAACGGGUCGACACGUCACAACAACGGGUCGACACGUCACAACAACGGGUCGACACGUCACAACAACGGGUCGACACGCCACAACAACGGGUCAACACGUCACAACAACGGGUCGACACCUCACAACAACGGGUCGACACUUCACAACAACGGGUCGACGCGUCACAACAACGGGUCGACACGUCACAACAACUGUUCGACACGUCACAACAACUGGUCGACACGUCACAACAACGGGUCGACACGUCACAACAACGGGUCGACACGUCACAACAACAGGUCGACACGUCACAACAACGGGUCGACACCUCACAACAACGGGUCGACACUUCCUUUCAUCGUUAUUAUAAAAUUCCUUGUCACGGCUCGGCUGAGAGCAAUAAGGGCCCAUCACCCCGCCCAGGGAGGGGCUCCAGGAGAUAUCCAGACGGUGACGCCCCAACCGCUUCCAGCUCCACUUACGCUGACAACAAUAACGACAGUAAUUCAAUUAAUAAUGACUGUCUGACGGCCGGCUCUCUGGUGCGUCUGGUAACACCAGGAGCCCUCAGAACCUCUCCGGGUCGUCUGGUAACACCAGGGGCCCUCAGAACCUCUCCGGGUCGUCUGGUAACACCAGGGGCCCUCAGAACCUCUCCGGGGCGUCUGGUAACACCAGGGGCCCUCAGAACCUCUCUGGUGCGUCUGGAGCCCUCAACCUCUCCGGUGCGUCUGGUAACACCAGGAGCCCUCAGAACCUCUCCGGUGCGUCUGGUAACACCAGGGGCCCUCAGAACCUCUCUGGUGCGUCUGGUAACACCAGGAGCCCUCAGAACCUCUCCGGUGCGUCUGGUAACACCAGGAGCCCUCAGAACCUCUGGUGCGUCUGGUAACACCAGGGACCCUCAGAACCUCUCUGGUGCGUCUGGUAACACCAGGAGCCCUCAGAACCUCUCCGGGACCCUCAGAACUUCUCUGGUGCGUCUUGUAACACCAGGGGCCCUCAGAACUUCUCUGGUGCGUCUGGUAACACCAGGGGCCCUCAGAACCUCUCCGGUGCGUCUGGUAACACCAGGGACCCUCAGAACUUCUCUGGUGCGUCUGGUAACACCAGGGGCCCUCAGAACUUCGCUGGUGCGUCUGGUAACACCAGGGGCCCUCAGAACCUCUCUGGUGCGUCUGGUAACACCAGGGGCCCUCAGAACUUCGCUGGUGCGUCUGGUAACACCAGGGGCCCUCAGAACUUCUCUGGUGCGUCUGGUAACACCAGGGACCCUCAGAACUUCUCUGGUGCGUCUGGUAACACCAGGGGCCCUCAGAACUUCUCUGGUGCGUCUGGUAACACCAGGGGCCCUCAGAACUUCUCUGGUGCGUCUGGUAACACCAGGGGCCCUCAGAACUUCGCUGGUGCGUCUGGUAACACCAGGGGCCCUCAGAACUUCUCUGGUGCGUCUGGUAACACCAGGGGCCCUCAGAACUUCUCUGGUGCGUCUGGUAACACCAGGGGCCCUCAGAACUUCUCUGGUGCGUCUGGUAACACCAGGGGCCCUCAGAACUUCGCUGGUGCGUCUGGUAACACCAGGGGCCCCUCAGAACCUCUCCGGUGCGUCUGGUAACACCAGGGGCCCCUCAGAACCUCUCCGGUGCGUCUGGUAA
Messenger RNA from Procambarus clarkii (red swamp crayfish), 2649 nucleotides. The record is from RefSeq and is a predicted model, not a curated record. NCBI's taxonomy places the organism in Eukaryota, Metazoa, Arthropoda, Malacostraca, Decapoda, Cambaridae.